Molecule: messenger RNA, 825 nt
Organism: Grammomys surdaster
Lineage: Eukaryota; Metazoa; Chordata; Mammalia; Rodentia; Muridae
Gene: B9d1
Product: B9 domain containing 1
Exons: 7
Coding region: 74-688 (204 amino acids)
Biological process (GO): cilium assembly
Cellular component (GO): MKS complex
Source: RefSeq, a predicted model, not a curated record
GUUUCCAAGACAACCCGGGAGUCUCCUGGCAACGGUGCGCGGGCCUGUGCCGGUCUCCCGGCCCAGCCGUACGAUGGCUGCAGCAAGUCCCAGCGUAUUCCUGCUCAUGGUCACCGGGCAGGUAGAAAGCGCACAGUUUCCAGAGUAUGAUGACCUCUACUGCAAGUACUGCUUUGUGUAUGGCCAGGACUGGGCCCCAACAGCGGGUCUGGAGGAGGGGAUCUCACAGAUAGCAUCCAAGAGCCAAGAUGUACGGCAAGCAUUGGUGUGGAACUUCCCCAUUGAUGUGACCUUUAAAAGUACCAACCCCUAUGGCUGGCCACAGAUUGUACUCAGUGUGUACGGACCAGACGUGUUUGGGAAUGAUGUGGUCCGAGGCUACGGAGCUGUGCACGUGCCCUUCUCUCCUGGACGGCACAAAAGGACCAUCCCCAUGUUUGUGCCAGAGUCUACAUCUACACUGCAGAAGUUCACAAGCUGGUUCAUGGGACGGCGGCCCGAAUACACAGACCCCAAGGUGGUGGCCCAGGGUGAAGGCCGGGAAGUGACCCGUGUUCGCUCUCAGGGAUUUGUUACCCUCCUCUUCAAUGUGGUGACCAAGGACAUGAAGAAGCUGGGUUAUGAUACUGGGCCUGUGGACACACAAGGAGUCCUGGGUCCCAGUCUACCACAGGGCAACCCACAAUAAACUGUCAGCCUUUCUGUCCACCACUGGGAACCAGAUGCCCUACAGCUCACACACAAUCAAGGACAUAACAACCAGGCUGGGAAGUGGGGGAGUUAAAGAUAGUUUUAUAUAAUAAAGUAUCACAUUUUUUUUCAGAG